This is a messenger RNA of Pseudopipra pipra, 6269 nucleotides long. RefSeq names its product von Willebrand factor D and EGF domain-containing protein-like. Gene Ontology annotation, molecular function: signaling receptor binding; calcium ion binding. The record is from RefSeq and is a predicted model, not a curated record. NCBI's taxonomy places the organism in Eukaryota, Metazoa, Chordata, Aves, Passeriformes, Pipridae. Gene Ontology annotation, biological process: anatomical structure development. Bases 434 to 6070 code for a protein of 1878 amino acids. The transcript is spliced from 29 exons. Gene Ontology annotation, cellular component: cell surface; extracellular region.
AAUCUGGAGUUAGUGCUGCCUGCUUUAAAAAUCCUGGCAAGCAAGCACGUUUUACAACCCUAAUUUCUGCAGGAUCACCUCCCACCCCCGAGGUACAGGCUGUCCUCGCCCCCUGUGUGUGCGGGUGUGUUACCGGGUGCGUAAAUCCCGGCAGCUGCAGCCGGAGCAGCUGCAGGGACACAUGGGCUCUGUUUGAGUGUGGGAGGGGGUGAGUGUGGUUUGUGUGUGGCUGGAGGGCUUCCCUCUUGGAAAUUCUGGGAUUAAUGACACAUUAAACCCUCUCCAAGAGAGUGGAUUGAACAGAGCAAAAGAAAGAAAAAAAAAGAAUUGAGGCAGGCAGGCAGGCUGAUGGGCUUUUCCUGCAAAGUUUAGGGCUUCAAAAGUUAACUUAUAAGCAACUGCAGAUGCAUGGAUAAAACCUGCCUUGGACACUAUGCAGCAGCACUUUCCUUUCCAUCAGCAUCUCCAACUUGUUGCCUACCUCUGUUGGAUUCCCUUGCUGGCCAUUAGUGCUGAGUCAGCCACAUUAGCUCCCGAGUGCUCACCAGAAGGACACCGGAUCCUCCGCAAUCCCUACCGGAGCACCAGGUUUGACUCCCUGGAGCUGCAGAGAACAGCAGUUGAGGACCUGGUGUGUGACCACUCCCUGCCACCAGCAUGGUACCGCUUCCUGAUCCACGGCAGGCCCGCAGAGAUGCCAACCAGGUGCAUCGAAAUGAACAAAUGUGGGACACAAGCUCCGGUGUGGCUGUCACUGAAGUCUGAAUCCCUGCCAGUUCCUGGAGAGAGCAAGAGGCUCACGGCCUGUGCCACCUGGCAGGUCCUCUUUGGGGGCACCAGGGACUGCUGCUUGUUUCGGAUACCUGUCGCCGUCAGGAACUGCGGGGAAUUCUUUGUGUACCUCCUGCAGCCCACUCAAGGAUGCAUGGGCUACUGUGCAGAAGACAGACUCACAAGCCUGUCUUUGCAACCAGUGAUAACUCCCGAGCUCGUGCAAGGUCGUGUCCACCUGAAGUGCAUCUACAGCCACCCUCCCUCCAAGCCCCCCCUGCAGUACGUGGUGCUCUGGUCACGCCUCUCCAGCCCUGGCAAGAGAGAGCAGAUCCACCAGGAGACCACCCUGGAGUCAUUUUCCUACGUAGAGAUGGACGGCACAAAUCUCAGACUGGGAGACACGGUCUUUUGCACUGUCACAGCUUUUACAAGGGACACUCCUGAGCAGCAGUCAUUGCCUGAGGACAGCAAAGGUUUCUAUGCUGGGAUUAAGUUUUUACCAGAAUCACUACAAAUUGCAGAGGAUGGCAAAGAGCAUAUUUUGACUGUUCUGAGCACGGUGCCCAUUGCCUGUCCUGGGCAGGAUGACUCCUGUAAAAUCACUUUGCAGCUAAGUACUGAGGAUUUGGACAGCCGCUUACCAGGGCCCCCAAACAUUGCCCUUUCGGCGUGCCAGGUGGAUCUGCUGCAGGCUCCCUGCUCGGAAAGCAGCUGUGCAGCAGCCACGGUGACAGUGACAGCCGUGACAGACUUCGCUCAGGACGGGAACCGCGUCAGCCGCGUCAGAGCUGAGCCAGUCGGACGGAGGGAUUUGCUUUGGAGGGGUCACGCACCCAAGGAUGUGAAGGUCACAGUUCGAGACCUCCCAACAGGGAACUGCUACUCUUUCACUGAUCCACACAUUAUCACAUUUGAUGGAUGGCGCUAUGACAACUACAAAAUCGGGACCUUCCUUCUGUGCCAGAGUGUGUCGCGGGUGUUUGAGGUGCACGUCCGGCAGUGGGAUUGCGGAGGCCACCGCUCUGCCACCGCCUGCAACUGUGGUGUAGCUGCCCAGGAAGGGGGUGACACCGUGAUUCUGGACACUUGCAAUGGCCACUUUCGGGAGAGCAGACCCCAGCUGACCAUCAAAAGCACCGAGGCACUGCCGCGCGUUAAAAUCCUAAAGUCUUACGGAGGCAGAAAAAUAACAAUCCUGUUCCCUUCGGGAGCGUUUGUUCGAGCCGACGUGAGCGAGUGGGGAAUGGGUGUGACAGUGAGGACACCAGGCAGGGACUUCAACAGCACCAGGGGUUUGUGUGGCCUCUUUGACGGGAUCAGCCACAACGACCUGAGCAAUGUUCCUGAGGAAGACUUCAUAGAGGAGUGGAGAAUACCUCCAGGGAAGAGUUUAUUUGACAGGACUCCAGCACCUUCUGAGGGGAAGCAAAGGAGAAAUUACUGCAGAUGUCAGAAGGAGAACACUAAGUCUGUGCCUGUGGCAAACACUCUGAAUGCCUUUCAGACUCCUUUCCCUCAGUCCUCUGGUUGCCAUUAUGAUCCUGUGGAUUACACCUCUGCAAUCCCAUAUCUGGAUGUUACAUCCGAGUUUGUCACUCACUCAGAAACAGAGUCUGCUUUAAGAAAAGGUGAGAAACCAUUGACCAAGCCUUUUGAGCAAAGAUAUCUGCCUAAAUCAGUCCAGAAGAGAGGUAGCCCCAAGGUCCAAUUAAAGCCCCUCACACACAAUGUUUCUGUGAAUAACAACAGUUCCAUUAACUCUACCAAACCAACAGGAGACCUAAGGAAAGUGAGAAGGCAAGAUGACUAUUAUGAACACUCAUCCUUUCACCCAUUGCAUGGCCCGACCCAGAGAGACUCGGAGAGAUUUGCCUAUUUUUUCCCUGAGGAUUACUUUGAAGGGGUUCGGAUGAAAUUUCCACUGACGUGGCCCACUCCCAAUGGCCUGACUGCCGCCAGAGCUCGGGAGAUUUGCCACCAAAUUCUUGCAAAUUCCACCAUUGGCUUGGCCUGUAAAGACCUCCUCGGGAAACAGCUGGAUGAGGCAAUUGAAAUAUGCCUUUUGGACCUGCAGCUCAAAGAUGACGUGGCUUGGGUGAGGGCACUGAUAGCCCUUCUGGAAAAUGAAUGUGAAAGAAGAGUGCUUGGAAGCAGAAACAGAGUGUUUCGUGUUGGGAACCAGCCAUCUGCUCCCCUGGAGGAAAUCCUCGCCACCCUCCGGUGUCCUGCUCUCUGUAACAGCAAGGGACACUGCACGGAACUGGGCUGCCAGUGCUUUGAAGGCCACAGCUCCUAUGACUGUAGCAUUGCCAAAAAGCAAGCUCUGGAAAUCACAGGCUUAGAGAACGGGGGUCUCUGCGAUGUCCGUGCCUCCGACUGCACCAGGAUCCGGGUGUUUGGCCUCGGCUUCAAAGACUCGCCCAACCUGCACUGUGAGGUCACCAGGUUAACUCAUCUCGAUGGUGAAUGGAUAUCAAGAGAAAAAGAAACCACAAAAGCAGAUUUUCUCAGCUCUCAGGCUGUUGACUGCCAGAUCCCUGUCCUGAACAUUACAGAGGUUGUGCACUUUGUGGCCUGGGACAAACCGUUCGCAAGAUGGCAAGUGAAAAUCACUAACGAUGGCUUCCAGUACAGUAAUUCCAGAGUGCUGACCCUGUUCGACGCUGUCUGCCAGGUCUGCCAAUUCCACCCAACCGGACUUUGUAAAUUAAAGGAAGAUACUUGCAAUAUAGAUGGACUUUGCUAUGGUGAAGGAGAGUCAAGCCCUACCAGUCCUUGUCUUCUCUGUGAACCUCACAUUUCUAAGUUCACCUGGUCUGUUAAUGAAAACAACCUGCCUCCUGUGUUCCAGGCCCCCUCCAGCCAGCUGCUGACAUUUAUUGGUGAGAAUUUUGUUUACCAGCUAAUAGCAGUGGAUCCAGAAGGGUCAGCUGUGCUAUUCAUCUUGGAGGCUGGGCCACGGGAUGCCAGGGUCUCUCCCGCUGGUCUUCUUAUCUGGAAAGUUGAUUCAGAAGAAAUGCAGACCUUUGAAUUCACUGUGUCAGAUGAAUGCAAUGCACAGAGCAGAUACUCUAUUGAGGUUGGAGUGAAGCCCUGCAGCUGCCUCAAUGGUGGAACGUGUGUUACCAAUAUCAAACACCCUCCAGGCCUUGGUGAAUACCUGUGCUUGUGUCCAAAUGGAUUUGAUGGAGAAUUUUGCCAGGAGGACAUUAAGGACUGCAAAUCAAACCCCUGUGGCAGUGGAACCUGUGUGGACAGCGUGGAGAGCUACUUCUGUAAAUGUCCCCCUGGUUUGGGAGGGCUUACUUGUCAGGAAGACAGGAACGAGUGUGAAGAGAGUCUUUGUUUUCCUGGAGUGUCUUGUAUGAAUACCUUUGGAUCUUAUGCAUGUGGAAUCUGCCCCAGUGGGAUGGAGGGAAAUGGUAAAACUUGCAAAUCUGUGCUUGCUGCUGAUGUUACAAAACCUUUAAGCAAUGGCAAAGGUGAAUUGAACAGGACCGAGGUUAAGCAGCCACUGCAAUCCUUAGAGGCGAAGGAUUCUCCCGUAAUUAAGAAUUUUGACAUAAGUGAUAGACGUGCACCACUGUCACAUGUUACCACCUGUGCCAACAGGCCAUGUUUUCCUGGAGUGCUGUGCUUUGACAGGAAACCCCCUUACGUUGGAUACGUCUGCGGCCGAUGUCCAGCAAGGUUUUUUGGGAAUGGUCGAGUCUGUACCAAAGUUCCCAGACCAGUUUCAAGAUCUUCCCAAAGCCAUGUGGAUUUUCCUGGAAGAAAUAUUGAAGAUGCAAGAGGCUCUCACCAGGAAGAUGUAUUAAAGACAUCAAGAAAUGUAUUCUCCCUUCUUUCCCAAACCCAAAUUCCAAGACAAGAUAUUACAUACUUUUUGGAAAGAAACCCCACAGUCAUUCACACUCCAUCCCUUGCAGCUUCCCAAGCUCAGACAUUGCCAGCAAAAAAACCUGAUGUGGAGUUCACAGCACCCAAAAAACAAUCUUUUCUUGAAAAAAGAAGUGAUACACACUCCACCCUUCUGCACGAGGAGCCAGACCCCAGAGCCCCAGCUGCCAGUGUGACUCUCCAAACUCCUCUCCAUUUCAAACAACACAAGCCAGCUACAACACAGACUGUUCCUUCUCAUCGCAACACAAGCGCAAGUUCAUUCUUUGCAAGGCCACCUGCUGUUCAGCAAACUCACUCCAAGUACGGCUAUUCUCCCAGGAAAUGGCCUGGUAGAGUUGCAGUCUUGAGGACUAAAGCAUCCCGAGAUUUCCCAACAGAGCAUCCGAGAGCAUCACCUUUGGAAAAACAUCUCCCCUCCCCUUCCCACUUCCUCGGUUCUUCUCUUGAUACAGCUUCUCGGAGUGACCCAGCAGGGUCUUCUCCCAGAGCAAGGCUUCCAAUACAGACCACAGCAGCCAGAAAGUUGUUCAGCAAAGCAAUGGAUUACAUGGAACCGCCCAAAACCAGCGCUGGGAUGCAUCACAAAGUGAUGUGUGCUGAUAUGCUGUGCUUUCCUGAUGUGCGGUGUGAGCCAGCUGAAGAUGGAGGAUUUAAAUGUGGCCCUUGUCCCUCUGGAUACAAGGGUGAUGGAAUUACAUGUGAAGCACAGUGUGAUCCACCAUGUGAGCAUGGAGGAACUUGUCUACCUCAAAACACUUGUUCUUGUGCUUAUGGAUUUGUAGGUCCUCGAUGUGAAACAAUGGUGUGUAACAGGCACUGUCACAACGGUGGGGUCUGUGUGUCACCAGAUGAGUGCAAAUGCAGAAGUGGGUGGAGCAGCCCUUCCUGUGAAACAGCUGUGUGCAACCCUGUGUGCCUGAAUGGAGGAAUCUGCAUACGGCCAAAUGUGUGUUCAUGUCCUUAUGGUUUCUACGGACCACAGUGCCAGAGAGCUGUGUGCAUUCCCCCUUGUAAGAACGGCGGUCACUGCGUUCGUACCAACAUGUGCUCCUGCACCGAGGGCUACACCGGGAGAAGGUGCCAGAAAAGUGUCUGUGAUCCCACGUGCAUGAAUGGAGGGAAAUGUGUCCACCCAAAUGUCUGUGACUGCCCAUCUGGUUGGAGGGGAAACCACUGCAACAAACCUGUUUGCCUGCAGAAAUGUCUGAACGGUGGAGAAUGUGUCGGUCCAAACAUCUGCGAGUGCUCCAGAGGAUGGGUGGGAAUGCUGUGCCAGACCCCACUUUGUGAGCAAAAAUGUCUAUUCGGAAGCAGAUGCAUAAGACCAAAUGUCUGUGCUUGCAUAAGUGGCUACACUGGUUCAGCAUGUGAAAAGAAGCUCCCAAUAGGAUGAAGAUAACAACAGGACAAUGAAGACAAUAGUUUGGGUAUCAGUAAUCGGGAACUGAGCACGUUUUUCAUUUGGGAAGAUACAGUGUGAAGAAAUUGCUAGUUCUCUCCCUUUUAGCCUUAUAUAAUCUCACAGAGAAGAAAAAAAAAAAAAAAAGCCAAACCUCUUCUCAUAUGUCAAUAAACCUACAUUUAUUUUCAAA